AAUCAGCAGCAGUUCCCCAUCAGCAGCAGCAGCCAGCAGCAGUUGAGGAAACGGAAUAACAAUAAUAAUGCCAACUUCAGCUCGCUUGGUCAAGAGGAAUCCGCUGCCAGGGACUUCAUCAAUGUGCUGGACCAUGAGGCCUCCAGGUUCAUCAAGAUGGUGUCCCUGGCCAGGUGGAACUGUGGCACCAACAUGUCUGAAGCCACUCAGGCGAAACUGGUUCAAGCAGAAGCCCAGUCCUCUCAUGGGUUAGCCCAAGUGCUGAACCUGCUCAGGGAUUCCUUUGGCUCCUCAGGGGCUUAUGCAAACUGGAAGAAUUAUGAAGAUCCAUUCCUGGUGAGACUGAUUUGGAAAAGCGCCAAGCAGAAUUCCAUUCAGGACAGACACGGACCAAAGGCAUCAAAAUCUCCAGCAGGCGGGGGUUUCGUCACAUCCGUGCCAGCUGUGUAUGUGUGUGUGUUCUCGCGUGUCGUCGUCUCUCUGCUGCUGCUGGCGCUUCAUCCCUCGCCCCCGUCGCGGGUGACGAGAAUCUUGCCCAACCACACCGGGGUCUGCUGGUGGUGCAUGGCCCCGCGCAGCCGCCGACUCCAGAGCUCGCCGUCGGACCUUCACAGGGUGAAGGGAUGCACCAAGGUGACAGCCCAUCACCUAAAGACUGCACAUCAACUCCUGACCCAGAUUGCUUAUGACAGCUCCAACACUCAUCUGCCCAGAGUCUUCAGGACUCCCCCUUUCCCUGGAUUUGUGGAAGCACUUGGUGGAGCAAUCACACUGUCUCUGGACAGUGUGAAGCAUCUUGAAGCUGUAGAUCUUGCAAAGAAGAAUAGUGAGGGUGACUCAUCAGCAUCAAUGCGUCAUGGGGCAGACAUCAACUUUCUAUUGGCCAAGGCACUUGGUAUUUUGGCAUCCAUGCCAUUUGCCUUAACCACUGAGCGAUGGAGAUGGGAUGUAUGGCAAAAUAGAGUGCCCAAGGAAAAAAUGAAUUCUCACUGGUGGCGGUUGAGAAGAGAGGUGCAAGGUGUGGCAGCACCAAAUGACAGGUCAGACAGUCUGCAUCUGGACCCUGUUGGCAUCCCAGAGGUUGCUGGUCAUCAACCCAUCAUCAGUCAAUUCCUGAGCUCUGUGCUGCAGUUCCAGUUCUAUGAGGCCAUGUGUCAAGCAGCAGGACAAUAUAAACCAAACUCACCAGGCAAGCAAAGACUGCACCAUUGUAACCUGUACAACAACAAGCGAGCUGGGGAAAUUCUCAAGAGCAUCAUGAGAUCUGGUUCUUCUGUUCACUGGAAAACUCUGCUGCACAGAACAACAGGUUUCUCAACAUUUUCUCUCCAACCCCUGCUGAGGUACUUUGCUCCUUUGGAUGCUUAUUUGGACAAGUUCCUGCAACAUAAAUCUCAGUGCAUUGGUUGGGGAGAUGAGUGCAGAUUAGACACAGCAGAGGCAGUCAAGAGGGAACCAAAGAUUUCUACAUUGUCUCCAUCAGGAGAGACCAACACUACUGAUAGUCCAAUAUUGAGUACCAUCCCAGCAGUAGUUUGUGAUGAUGAUCAUGAUUAUCAUGAUGAUGAUGAUGAUGAGUCAACCAUCAUCCCAGCAAAAAAUGCAGCAGCAACAACAGACAUACCUGAUUUCACACUGCAAAAGAUCCUGAGAGACUCUGACUCUGAGCUCUUCACAACAAUCAAGUGGAAUAAGCCAGACUCUUUGGGAACUAGUGCAGAGAGAUGUUCCACCACAACCCUGGCUUCAAAAGCCACCACUGCUUCCAAGAAGUCAUCCAGCAGCAGCACUGUCUCAAGUGCUCAGGUGACAACAUCCACAGAAUGUGCCAAAACCAAACCCUCAAAAACCACCACCAUCAGCAGCACUACACCUUAUCUGGACACCAUCAGUACAGCCAGUAGUAGAUACACCAAUAAGAUUAAUAAGUCUUCAAGGAGAAGCACAUCCCCAAAUACCAUCCCCAUCACCACCACAAGAACAACAAGACCAACACCAUCAUCAUCAUCAACUAUCAUCAGCAGCUCAUCCCUCAUGAGAGGAAUGAAAAUAAGAAAGUACAAGUCCACCACCACCACCACCACCACUGCAACUCAUCCCAACACAAUAAUGUGGAGACCAGCAGCAGAUACUUUAGCAGCAGGAAAAAGAAAAACAACAACAGAAGCUUAUGCAGAAUUUCAGCCACCAGCAACAUUGUCAGCACAAGAAACAUCAGCAGCAGCAGGUGAUGUCACCACUGAUGACUCAUCUGCUGCUGCUGCUGCAACUUCCCAGCAGUCUUUUCUCCUGCUGGACUCUGCUGAUGCUCCUCAUCAUGAGCCCUUUUUCAAUGUCGAUGUUGAUGAGGAAAAGGGCAGCUUGUUGUUCCCAGUGACAGACCACGUGGAAUUCGACCACUUGGACUCUCCCUUCGAGCCCUUCAAGGACAGCGAAUCAUUAUGGGAUCCCGAGGAAUUCGGCCCCUGGCCAAAUAAUGAUGAGGCUAAUGAAACCACCACCACCAACAAACAAAAGGAUCGCCCAGAAUUCAGCAGCAGCAGCAGUGUGCCACCGGCAUCAUUGACCAAGAAAACAGCAGCUCAUUUGAAUAAUGACACGGAGGAGGAAAACGUGACCCUGAAGAAACCCGGCAAGAGACCCAGUUUGCCGCCCUCGUCAUCGCACCUCAGGCGGAAGGUCGUCAAACUCGUCGCGGGGAAACCGAGUCGGUAUUACUUGAUCAAGAAGGUCAAGACCGGUAAAAUCGGGAAUAGAACCAACGAGUUGGACAAUCAUGACACGUCAUCAUCGGCGACAAUAAAUAAGAAUAAUAAGACAAAUACCUCCAACUCCGUCAAUCAUGAUGCUGAUGAUGAUGAUGAUGAUGACAUCGUCGACCUUAAUUCCAAAGAAAUUGGCAAAGAUUCCAAUCAAACUUCCAAAACAACAACAACAGUACCCAUCACUGCGAUAAAGGGAAAAGGUCGUGUCAAUAAUAACAUCACCAACAUCAGCAAAAGGCCCGUGAUGAUUGACAGUACAUCAGCAUCACUCACUUCGACCAACAAGUCCGAGACUACCAGCAAUAAUAAGAACAAUAAUGAUAAGAAAAAGGCGGCCGAUAAACUCAAAAACAAUAGGAUCAUUGCGAGAAAGUCCAAGAGUUCGAAUAUGCAAAACAUGUUUGAGAAAGAAGACCAGAAUGAUGUUUAUGACAAACUUCCGGUUUCCGUUUAC
Notodromas monacha is the source of this 3219-nucleotide messenger RNA. NCBI's taxonomy places the organism in Eukaryota, Metazoa, Arthropoda, Ostracoda, Podocopida, Cyprididae. The record is from the annotation of a GenBank genome assembly.